Molecule: messenger RNA, 614 nt
Organism: Stegodyphus dumicola
Lineage: Eukaryota; Metazoa; Arthropoda; Arachnida; Araneae; Eresidae
Product: U10-hexatoxin-Hi1a-like
Source: RefSeq, a predicted model, not a curated record
UUCUAGUGAAGUAUAAAACGUCUUGUAGUAGUUUCCAUUUCGAAAUUUUAGAAGAUUUGACGUCUUUGAGACAUUUUUUGCCAUGAAUAUUUUAACUGUAUUCGUAUUCACAUUAGCUAUUGCCGCAACUCGCUGCAGCAUACUUGAAAAUGAAACAAUCGAAGAAAGGAAAUCCAAGUUUGUGAAAUUUUACAAAUGUAUUUCGUGUGAAUAUGAAACUGAAGCUUUCUGGGAAUACACUGAAUGCAAGAAGCUUAAGUCACAAAAAAGCACAGAAAUUUUCGGUAAAUGCAAGGAUCGGUAUAUAUCUCAAGCAAACAAUGAAGAAGAAGAUAUGAUAGAAAUCUGCAAAAAUCCAGAAGUUUUAGGAAAGAUGUUCGACUGCCUUGUAGCUGAGACAGAAGCAACUGGAUUAACCGAAGAAGAGAAAGAAAGCUUGGAGUCAUUCAUUCGCUGUGCCAGAAGUGUCUACAAAUCCCACUGCAAAGAAUAGUCACAUUUUGUUACAGCAAAGAAAGCCUUUCUUUCAGAAAGAGCAUAUUUUGAUGAUAAUGCAGAAUGUAAUGUGCAUAAUUCAAUUUUGAAAUGAUAAUAAAAGAUGUUAAAAAACUUCA